AAAGUGUGUAUCGAUUAUCAAUCGUGUUUGUGUACAGUCUGUGUUAAGUUAUGACGUCUGUCUUUUAGCUAAGUAACUGGAUAUUAAUAUUAUAAGAAUAAAAACAGUUAUAAUUUUCUAGUUUUAGAAAACUACUGCGUGAUGUGUUCGAUGCGAUGGUUCCUUCUCAAAAGUUGUAUAUUUGGAGUGUACAUUUCAAUCACAGAGGCAAAUGUUUCGCUUAAAACAUCUGAUGGAAAGACGACUUAUUUAAUAGACUCUACAGUGGAACUCGUUUGCACAAUAACUUCUUAUAAUAAUGAGAUGACUUGGUAUGUUGACAAUGUCCCCUACGCCGACUGUUUUCUAGGGACAUGUGGCCCUUCUCCAAACAAACCAUAUACAUUCCAAUACACUUUUGAUGAAACUGCAGGGGUAUUCAACCUCACUAUAAGUUCAGUGAAUUUUUCUCACGCAAAUCUGACAUUUGUUUGCGACGAUGGAACACAGAGAGACACAAUUUCUUUUAAUGUUACAACAGAUAAAGGACAAAACCAUUCUUCCACCUCAAACACUAGCAACUCACCAACAAAAUCAGACAUAAACAAUCAGACAACAGGUACCGGAACAAAACUUACAACUGUUCCUUUUAACAUUUCACCAGUGUCAGUCCUACCAAAAACUACACCUGUUACCCCUGUGUCGAAAAUAGACAAGAAAUUAUCUUAUUUUGUACUGUUUAUUCUUUUAGCUUUUGUUGUUUUAAUAUUUUCUAUGGUAACGUUGUUUUACCUUUUUCUUCUUAUAAAAACAGGGGAGAAGAAAGAGUAACUAUAGUCUGUCCCAUUAAAAAUGGAAAUGAACUUUUGCCUCGUGUGAAUUAACAAAACGAGGUUGAAUAAAAAUUAAACUAUUUUUGUAAACUAAAAAAAAGUCACCCUCGAGAUUUUUCAGGAUUUUUCUCUAAAGUGUCUACUUUUCUUGUGAAAGCAAAUUUUGAUUUCUCUAUGGCAAAUCUCUGUUGUAUAUUUUCCGUAGCCAUUGCCGAAGUACUCUUCAUUUGAAGAUGAACGGGAGAAAGCACGUGUUAUGUUUCUUAAAUGUACAUGAGGUUCUCGGGGUCGUUUCAUGAUUAUUUUACAAAGCUGGAUCUACAAGAUGUAACAGUUUAGUUGCAAUGCAUGAUGGAAAACUUAAAAAAAAAAAAAAAAUAAGCAACAACAACACCGAGUCAGACGGAGUAGGAAAAGAAAUUGCACUUACUUUUAAGCUGAAUAGAAUCCCUAUGAAUUUCGAAAUAGAUCUUUAUAUGAACGUCACCACAAAUUUGCAUUCUGAAGAUUCCUUCAUUGCAAGUUUCUAUCCAGUUCCGUAGCUUCAGAACUCCUGAAUGACAUGACUCCUACACUUAUGGUGAUCCAGAUUUUUUAAACUGUUAAUCCGUCUCUUUAUUAAAACAUUGUUAAAUUUGUGGAGUUAUCUGGGUUAGCAAAUGAAACACAUCAUAAUUCAGCAUGUUCCAAAUCCAUAAUUCAAGAACGGCCCAUAAUUUUAGUUGUUAACAUCACAAUGUUUAUAACUCUUGAAAAUGGAUUCCUGACGAAAAAAACUUUAUUACGUCAACAACAAUUUACGAAAUAUAUGACGUAACAAAAAUGCCUCGCGCUUCCAGUUGCGGCAUUGACAGAGGGCGGUUAGGCCAAUGUAACCUCAAACAAAUAAUUUCAAGCGUUGAGAUAAAUAUGCCUUGGUUGCAUUUUAAAUAAUUUUUGUAGACCCAAAUUUUGAAACUUAACUGUAAAAAUUACACCUUCAAUUCAUAUAUUAAUAAUAAAACUUUCGAUAACAUUUAAAUAAUUUUAAACACACUUAAUGACAUGAAUCUAUAUAACAGUACAAUACUUCUUCCAUUAAUUACAUAUAACAUUCGUUAUGAUUUUAUGUUUUUAAACUAUUUUAUAUAUUUCUCAGAAAUGAUUUCCCUACAUAUUAUCCCUUAUUAUUAAAGACUUCUGUAAAUCCUACUCUUUAAGUUACAAAAUAUACAAUACGCGUGCGUUUUUUUUUCUGCCGCGAAAAAUAUGCUAGAUCUAUUGUUUUUUCACUGAAUCUUUUCAAAUUUUAGGAAGGCUAAAAUUAUUGAGGUUCUCUUUGACUCUACCUCCCCUUCAUAUUAUCAUAAUAAUUAUAUGUUAGUCUUAGUCUGCAAUAAAAACCGCACUUAUUGUCGCUUAUUGAACACUCCAAUUCAAACUUAUUCUUAAUAAUAUCAAAUCACUACCGGUAUUUCUGGACAUUUUGUUGAAUUGUGAGACGGAAAGUUAAAUCUGUAUUUACGAGCUUAAAGUGUAUAGGCCUACGUUUGAUUGCUCAAACUAGAAAGCGUGAUAUUAUAUUCUUAUAAUUUACAUUUUCCUCGGACUCGAGUCUAUGUUCUCUCGUUAGCGAGGGGGUAAGUUAAAGUAGACACUGUGGUUACAAGCAAACCAAUGCUGAACGUAUAGUGAAUCAGUUCUCUUUUCUAUAUAUUUCUUGUCAGAUUUGCAUGAUAAUGUAUUAUUUGUUGGCGAUUUCUUGUGAAGGAAAGGUUUAGCACACGAACAUCGCACCCGAAAUAAGAAGGGUAACAUAUUUUUGUAUCUCAUCGAACCUGGUCAAUUCUAAUUAUUUUUGAAUAGACGUGACACAUACUAAUGGGCAUAAUUCAGACAACUACAGAAUUAUGUAAAUUAAACAUUAAUUAGCGAAUAACCAUUUUAAAAUUAUAGUCUUCUAGCU
Ruditapes philippinarum (Manila clam) is the source of this 2757-nucleotide messenger RNA. RefSeq lists its product as uncharacterized. NCBI's taxonomy places the organism in Eukaryota, Metazoa, Mollusca, Bivalvia, Venerida, Veneridae. The record is from RefSeq and is a predicted model, not a curated record. The coding region runs from base 142 to 810 and encodes 222 amino acids. The transcript has 4 exons.